AUGGACUGCGGCACCGCCGGCACCGCUGCGGGUAUCGACCCCAAAAUCCUCGACAAUUGGCAAACAGACGGCUUUUCGUCGUGGGAAAGAUACGACCAGCCGCCCGAGUGGGACACCAGCCAGGAGUCCAGCCAGUGCGAUGCCGAUAUCGCCGAUCUAGGGUCCUUCCAGGGCCCGUUGACGAGGUCGCUGUUGGAUCAGUCCAGCGAGUUUCGCAAUAGUAGUAUCGCGCCUGACAACUUCAACUACACCGACGGCACCAUCGAGGGCACCGGCAGCGGCACCAUCAGUCCCAGGACGAUCCCCUCCUCAACCGAUGACAAUUUCCAUUCCGAUGAGUCCUGGCCACACUUUCAGCUCAUCAACUCUGUCGGGGGGCUUGGGAUGCCCGUGGAAACACCUCUCCUCUACCCCUACGGCAAAGGACAGACCCCUUCUGCCGGUGCGGUUAUCGUCGACGAUGCAGGCGAGGUGCCGCAUGAUCAUGGAUUCUCAAACGCCUCGGCGGAGGCCAUGAUGUCGUUCCAUCAGAUCCCGGCAUCCUUUCAACUGGUGCCGGAGCCUUGGGCGGACCUCACACCGGACAUGUCAAUGAACCAUGUAGAUCCAGCGCAAGGCUCCGUUCCACUCGCAAUGCAGUCACAGCAGCCCAAAGACUCUUCCCUGCGGGAGUUUGAAACCGCGUCCCGGUCUCUCGAGUUACGCUGGCUCGAUGGGUUGGAGCCCCAGUCCCAGAUGACGGCUGGCUCGCUCCAAACAACCGCCUCAGCGUACCAGAAAAAUGACCAAACAGACCAUGUUCAAUACAAGUCCGAGAACUCGUCCGUCUCGGGCGACCUGUCUGGACUGUACGAAUGCUCCUAUUCUGCGACCAGCGACGACCCCCCUGCCUUUGCAGAACACAAACUGGAUGAGGAUGAGUGGAAAGUCAUUACUCCAGACUCCAGUUCCCCCGAGGCCUCCCACCCUGUCCCCGCUUUCGUAGUCACCGAGACUCCAAUAGAAUUGCUCACGGAUAAGCCGUCAAAAUCGCGAUCCUCCUCAUCUGCCGGUCAACGCACGCUCGCCAUGCAGUCUCCGGCUACGGUCCGCAAGCGCAAGAACCGCAAUUCAGCCAAUUCCUCAGACAAGACCCCAGCCAAGCCGCUGCAGAUUGUCCAGGAAGAUGGACAGGGCGGCGCCAUUGCGUCUGCAGACUUUGUCACACCCCCCGCGGGGCUCUGCGAUGGAAUCUCACCAUGCACUGCCUGCCGUCCUACUCUCCACGAGCAGCCCUGUGCGCGUGCUUGCUUUUCCAGCAUUGUUGAGUUUGGAACCUGCAAUUAUAUCUCUCAACGAGCUGUCAAUCAUCCCACGAUCGAUGGAUCCACUAGAGUCCGCAUGGAGAUCCCGUCCGAAUUCGAUCUGAAUCAACUCCUGUCUUUCCUGGGGCAGCGCCAAGGGCGGUUCAACAUCCGCGCCAGCCAGUCUUGGGGAUCCUUGUAUGUCCUCGACCUGGGCGAGACGUACAAAUUCCUGAAGGGCCUGAGCGAGUACAAUGGCAAUUUGAAGUCGACGUUCCUUGAUUUCAUCGACCGUCGAAUCGUCGAGUCCAAGGACAAAUCGAAGAACUGGUUGUCUUGCGUCAAGGACUGCGACCCGAUGAACAAUGCUUAUUCACUUCUGUCACAAUGGAACAACAUGCCCAGCCGUGCUCGAUACAGUUUUGUCUCACUCGACUCAACAAGUGACGAGCGAUCCAUGGACAUCAAUAACCCGGAACAUCAGCGCGACAUCCUGCUAGCUGCGCAACUCUCCCGCAUCGUGUGCCGCAUGCUCGAAGUCGAAGGAUUCCGCAAACUAGAGCGCGACUUCUACAACAUCAAGUGGAAGCAGAUCUCGCACGAAACUCACAUCCGUUUCCUGGGGGAAUUGGGCCAGAUCCUGCUCACCCUCCGCUGGCGCGUCUCUUGGUGGAAGUGUCUCGGCGACGGCGGCCAGAACCCCGAUCCCAGCCAGCAGCACUAUGUCGACCGCGUCGAUCUGCUCUGCCGCAUUCUCUACGUCUAUUAUACAUGCGUCCUGGCAAAGCUUCCCGCGUGGUCGAUGAACGAUGUCCCCAAGGGCAUCUGGUCCUCAUACGCCGACUCGGCCAACGCCGUGUGGGAUGAUUUCCCCUCUGACCCGACCGACGCGGGAUUCCAGGUCUGGAUGGAUCGUGGCCGCGAGUUGAUCGAGCAAGCUGGCGUCCCAUCACAGAUCUCCAAGUUCCGUAGGUGA
This is a messenger RNA of Penicillium lagena, 2259 nucleotides long. RefSeq lists its product as uncharacterized. The record is from RefSeq and is a predicted model, not a curated record. Bases 1 to 2259 code for a protein of 752 amino acids. The transcript is spliced from 5 exons. Lineage: Eukaryota; Fungi; Ascomycota; Eurotiomycetes; Eurotiales; Aspergillaceae.